CCCGACGUCACCGCGACCCCCGGGAGGCUCCUGUUCUUCGCGCCCACCGGCCGCACGUCGCCGCCUGAGGAGGGGGAAGCCCCGGCGGGCGACGCCAUCAUGUCGCCCGAAGAGGAGCUGGACGGGUACGAGCCGGAGCCCCUCGGGAAGAGGCCGGCGGUCCUGCCCUUGCUGGAGUUGGUCGGGGAGGCCGGCAGCGGCCCCGGCACGGACGGGUCCCUGCCCUCGACGCCGCCCCCCGCGGAGGAGGAGGAGGACGAGCUGUACCGGCAGUCGCUGGAGAUCAUCUCUCGCUACCUCCGGGAGCAGGCGACCGGCGCCAAGGACGCCAAG
Carlito syrichta (Philippine tarsier) is the source of this 333-nucleotide messenger RNA. Its product is annotated as induced myeloid leukemia cell differentiation protein Mcl-1 homolog. The annotation marks the transcript as partial. Lineage: Eukaryota; Metazoa; Chordata; Mammalia; Primates; Tarsiidae. The record is from RefSeq and is a predicted model, not a curated record. The transcript has a single exon.